UUUAUGUGAUGUUAUAAAACAUGUCACAGUAUAGAUUAUUGGGUGUUAUUGCGAGUUUUUCGCACAUAAAUAAAAAUAUUAUAGUACGACCAGCAAUCUAUAAAUCAUUAAGAACAUUUGCUACCUCAUCAAACACAAAACAUUUAAAAUACAAAGUUGUGGACAAUGUAGCAGUAAUUACUAUAGACUCCCCAGGAGUCAAGGUUAAUACUUUGGACCAAGAGAUAAUGAAUGAAAUUGUAAGUGUCCUAAAAAAUGCUGAACAAAAUACUGCUGUAAAUUCUGUAGUUCUUAUAAGUGGAAAACCAAGUUGUUUCAUUGCUGGAGCUGAUAUUACUAUGAUACAGCAGUUUAAAACUGUAGAAGAUGGCUAUAAAGUCUCUUCUGCAGCUCAAGAAAUUUUAAACAGCAUAGAGAAAAGUCAAAAGCCAGUUGUAGCUGCAAUUCAAGGCAGUUGUGUAGGAGGAGGUCUUGAGGUAGCAAUGGCUUGUCAUUACCGACUUGCUGUGAAUGAUCAGAAAACCAGUUUAGGUUUGCCAGAAGUAAUGUUAGGUCUUUUACCUGGAGCAGGUGGUACACAAAGGUUACCUCAAUUAACAUCAAUUCUUAAUGCUUUAGAUAUGACUCUGACUGGUAGAAAUGUUAAAGCAGAUAAAGCUAAAAAAAUUGGCCUUGUGGAUAUUGUAGUAAACCGUCUUGGUCCUGGUAUUGGAACACCAGAAGAAAACACUAUGAGAUAUUUAGAAGAAACUGCUAUUAGAGCUGCAAAAGAUAUUGCAAGUGGAGCCUUAAAAAUUGACAGAGGUCCUAAAACCCUGUUUGAUAAACUUAUGAAUUAUAUUUUGUCCUUUGAAUUCAUAAAGGAUCAAAUAUUUAGUAGGGCAAAAAAUAAAGUAAUGAAGAAAUCUGGGGGUUUGUAUCCUGCUCCACUUAAAAUCUUAGAUGUAAUACGUACUGGCAUAGGUAAAGGAUCUAAAGUUGGUUAUGAAGCAGAGGCUAAGGCCUUUGGUGAAUUAGCAAUUACACCUCAAUGUAGAGGACUUACAAGUUUAUUUUUUGGACAAACAGCUUGUAAAAAGAAUCGUUUUGGUGCACCUAAAACUCCUGCUAAGAAAAUUGCUAUUGUUGGUGCUGGUCUUAUGGGAGCAGGUAUUGUUCAAGUAAGUAUAGAUAAAGGUUUUUCUGUGGUCAUGAAAGACACAAAUGAAAAGGGUUUAUACCGUGGUUUAAAUCAAAUACAAAAGGGAAUGGACAUUGCUGUUAAAAAGAAGAAAUAUUCCAGUGUUCAAAAAGAUAAAUAUCUUUCUCAGCUUGAUGCUACUUUAGAUUAUGGUUCAUUUAAAAAUGCAGAUAUCGUAAUUGAAGCUGUAUUCGAAGACAUUGCAAUUAAACAUAAGGUUAUAAAGGAAAUUGAAGCAAAUGCACCACAACACUGUAUAUUGGCAACUAAUACAUCAGCAAUUCCUAUUACUGAAAUAGCUGCUGGUAGUAGUCGCCCAGAUAAAGUGAUUGGAAUGCACUACUUCUCACCAGUAGAUAAAAUGCAACUGUUAGAAAUAAUAACACAUAAAGGUACAUCAACUGAAACUAUUAAAGCUGCAGUUGAUGUAGGUUUAAAACAAGGAAAAACGGUUAUUACUGUUGGUGAUGGUCCUGGAUUUUAUACAACAAGAAUUCUGUCUGCUAUGUUAUCUGAAGCUAUUAGAUUAAUGCAGGAAGGUGUGGACCCCAUGGAUUUGGACGACAUGACUAAAAAGUUUGGAUUUCCUGUCGGAGCAGCAACUUUAUCAGAUGAAGUUGGUAUUGAUGUUGGUGCUCACAUAAGCGCGCAUCUUGUAAAAGCUUUGGGUGAACGUUUUAGGGGUGGAGAUGUAAAUAUACUUGGUGACAUCGUCAAAGCUGGCUUUUUAGGUCGAAAAUCUGGCAAAGGAAUAUUUAUUUAUGAAACUAAUACAAAGAACAGAAAUGUUAACCUUGCAGCAUUAGAUAUUUUGAAGAAAUAUAAACUCGAGCCAAAAGGAAGUACGUCCAUUGAAGAUCGUCAAUUAAGAAUGGUUUCUCGAUUUGUUAAUGAAGCGGUGUUUUGUUUAGAAGAAAGUAUUUUGGCUAAUCCGUUGGAAGGCGAUGUAGGAGCUGUUUUUGGAUUAGGGUUUCCUCCAUUUACCGGUGGUCCUUUCCGUUGGAUAGAUUCUUAUGGAGCUAAUCAGUUAGUGAAAAAAAUGGAAGAAUUCCAAAGUCAUUAUGGCGAUGCAUUUAAACCAUGCCAAAUGUUAUAUGAUAUGGCAUCUGAUCCAAGCAAGAAAUUCCAUAAACAAUAA
Molecule: messenger RNA, 2318 nt
Organism: Habropoda laboriosa
Lineage: Eukaryota; Metazoa; Arthropoda; Insecta; Hymenoptera; Apidae
Gene: Mtpalpha
Product: trifunctional enzyme subunit alpha, mitochondrial
Exons: 11
Coding region: 21-2318 (765 amino acids)
Biological process (GO): fatty acid beta-oxidation
Cellular component (GO): mitochondrion; mitochondrial fatty acid beta-oxidation multienzyme complex
Molecular function (GO): long-chain (3S)-3-hydroxyacyl-CoA dehydrogenase (NAD+) activity; NAD+ binding; enoyl-CoA hydratase activity
Source: RefSeq, a predicted model, not a curated record